UGUUAAAGAGAACAAAACCCGCGCUUCUGCUCUCUAGGUGAUAUCGCCGAAUGAUAUUGUACCUGCUAUCUUAUGUCAGUUAAUAAAUGUUUUUGUCCAGUUAAGACCAGAGAUUGAAAUGGAACUGGAUGCUCGAAGUUACGGUUAUAACGGAAAGACGGUUGAUUGCAAUUCAGCUUAAUUUGGCCUUAUUCGGAUUGUUGUUGUUCAUCAAUAUUCUCAGGGACUCAAUUGACGACCUCUCCACGACGACCCCCGAGGUCGGGAGGAGGAGGAGGAGGCAGGCGUCGUCGGAGGAGACGUUCUCUCCUGCAGGAGAAGGCGGCCUGACGUUCCUGACGCAGGACUUGCUGCACAAACUUCCUCAAAUCCUGGACGCGUCGGCAGCGCCGGGGUGUGCCGAGCGCCUGACUUGCGACGUCAACUCGGCGCUCGUCAGGGGCGGGCAGCGGCACGGCCGCCUCGUGGCCGCUCUCACCACGAAUGUGCUGAGUGACGCGCUCAGCGCAGGCGCUGGCGUCGAGGCCGCGGCGCUGCAGCGCGCCGGCAGAGAGGGUCGCCUCGGCGCCGACUGCAGCCUCGUGUAUCCCUCGUGCCAGCACGAGGAAAUUCACUCUCUUUUUUCUCAUUCAUGAUCUUCGAAUUUAAUAAAAUCGAAAAAAUGUACAUAGAGCAGAUUUUAGGUGAAUUUGGCCUGUUGUUAUGAAAAACGGCGAGUAAUCUCGGUUCGAUGGGAAUGUUUUGAUACUGGAGAACAUUACAUAGGUGUUCGCAAUGUCGGUGCAUGCUAAAAACAGGUUACAUUAAA
Molecule: messenger RNA, 808 nt
Organism: Hyalella azteca
Lineage: Eukaryota; Metazoa; Arthropoda; Malacostraca; Amphipoda; Hyalellidae
Exons: 5
Coding region: 129-635 (168 amino acids)
Source: RefSeq, a predicted model, not a curated record